AGUGUAGGCGGACUGUCCCUUUAAAUGACUCCUCCCACUGGUCGCUAACAUAACAGCGCCCCGUCAUUAGCAGCUAGUGUCACAUCAACAAUGACUGUUUUCGCUGAUUUCAAUGAAUAACACCAGUAUUUCAAUAGAUAUUCUGAAAAUUUAGUGCGUUUAACUAGUUGUCUAUGCAACGGAGCAGCAUCUAACACAGAGAGCAGACGCAGCUGGCGCAGAGGAGAAAAAUCACAAACACCAGACAUAUAGCUGAGAGAAGUGAGCCGUGGGUGUGUCUGCAAUGGCUGGAGGAAGGAGAGGGGCGAACCGUACCACAUACUGCAGACCUCCACUGAACAGUGAACAAGGUUCGGUCAGCAAUGGCACCCACUCAACCAGCUCCCCGGUCACCGGGGUGCGAUCUCGUGCGAGGAACGGUUCAGGAACAUGUAUGUCCAGCCCUCCGCUGGCUGCUCAGACGGUGGUUCCUCUGAAGCACUGUAAGAUCCCGGAGUUGUCUGUGGAUCGUAACGUGCUGUUUGAGCUCCAUCUUUUCUUCUGCCACCUCGUUGCUCUCUUUGUGCACUAUGUCAACAUCUACAAGACUGUUUGGUGGUACCCCCCAUCACACCCUCCCUCCCACACAUCACUGAACUUUCAUCUUAUUGAUUAUAACAUGCUGGUGUUUACAAUCAUCAUACUAGCAAGGAGGUUAAUUGCAGCAAUUGUUAAAGAGGCAUCACAGAGUGGGAAACUCUCCUUCCCUCAUUCGAUCUUUCUUGUGAUCGCUCGGUUUGCUGUGCUGACCCUGACAGGCUGGAGCCUGUGCCGCUCCCUCAUUUAUCUCUUCAGAACCUACUCUGUCCUCAGUCUGCUCUUCCUCUGCUACCCAUUUGGGAUGUAUAUCCCAUUCUUCCGACUGAGCUGUGACUUCCGGCGAGCAGGUCCGCUCUCCCCCAUUGCCAGCAUUGGCUCUAAGGAGGUGGGCAGCAUGGGCCGUGGCAGGGACUACCUAACUGUGCUGAAGGAGACGUGGAAGCAGCACACCAGCCAGCUGUAUGGUGUUCAGGCCAUGCCAACGCAUGCCUGCUGCCUCUCCCCUGACCUCAUCCGCAAGGAAGUGGAAUACCUGAAGAUGGACUUCAACUGGAGAAUGAAGGAGGUGCUGGUCAGCUCCAUGCUCAGUGCUUACUAUGUGGCCUUUGUACCUGUCUGGUUUGUCAAGAGUACACACUAUGUGGACAAACGCUGGUCCUGUGAACUGUUCAUCCUGGUUUCCGUCAGUACAUCAGUCAUCCUCAUGAGGCACUUGUUGCCACCGCGAUACUGUGACCUGCUUCACAAAGCUGCAGCUCACCUGGGCUGCUGGCAGAAAGUAGACCCCUCACUCUGUUCUAACGUUCUUCAGCACAUAUGGACAGAAGAAUACAUGUGGCCACAAGGAGUCCUGGUUAAACAUAAUAAGAACGUCUACAAGGCAAUGGGUCACUACAAUGUUGCAGUCCCGUCAGAUGUGUCCCAUUAUCGGUUCUAUUUCUUCUUCAACAAGCCUUUACGAAUAUUGAACAUACUGAUCAUCCUGGAAGGUGCCAUGAUAUUCUACCAGCUUUACUCACUGAUAUGCUCAGAAAAGUGGCACCAGAUGAUAUCACUGGCUCUAAUUCUCUUCAGCAACUACUAUGCCUUCUUCAAGCUCCUCAGAGACAGAAUAGUCCUAGGAAAGGCAUACUCGUACUCAAACAGCUCAUCAGACCAGAAAGUCAGUUAAGACAAGUUAUUUUUAGGGGGAACAAACAUGCCUAAGCGCUCUGUAUUUUUUCUAUGAACUGCAUUUUGUGUCAUGUUUUUGUUCUUAUCUGCCAUAAUAAAAAGAAAUAUUUUUCUAUUACUUUAAA
Messenger RNA from Monopterus albus (swamp eel), 1877 nucleotides. RefSeq names its product transmembrane protein 39B (gene tmem39b). The coding region runs from base 284 to 1750 and encodes 488 amino acids. Gene Ontology annotation, cellular component: membrane. The transcript is spliced from 9 exons. The record is from RefSeq and is a predicted model, not a curated record. Lineage: Eukaryota; Metazoa; Chordata; Actinopteri; Synbranchiformes; Synbranchidae.